CCGUACACCAUGGAAAUAUUCGUUUAUCGCGGAGAGUGGGGCCUUCCCUCCAUAGACUUCGAAUGUAGCCGGCUGCUGGCGUAUCUCAAAUUUUCCAACGCCAAAGUGACGAUUAAUUACAACGGUAAUCCGUUCAGCUCUCCAAAUGGCAUGCUACCGUACAUGAUUGCAGAUGGCAAGAAGAUCGCCGGGUAUGGGAGAAUUGUAGAGCAUUUGUCAGCAGCUGGAAUCUGUCCAUCGGCGGCAAGUUCCGGGAAAAUGGGAGAUGAUAACUAUGCCACCCACAUAAACGGAUACAUGCAGUACGUGCAGGAACAUUUGCAUCCAUAUUUCAUGUACAUGCUGUGGGGGGAUCCCAAAAAUGUCGACACUACGAGGACAGUGUAUGCAAAACGCAUUCCCAUUCCAUUCAAUUUCUACUGCCCGCGGAAGUACGUUCUACGGACGAACGAUAUCACGCAAUCGUUAAGCGGUUUUUCGUUGGAGGAUUCGAUUGAAUUUCAUGAAGUCUCCGAAUUUGCACAUAAUGCCAAAACCUGUCUCAAUUUGAUCGCGACGAAGUUCGAAGAAAACCGUUGGUUCGUUGCCGACCGUCCCACAGAGAUCGAUGCAAUGCUGUACGGUUACCUAUCCGUUCUAUCAAAACUAUCCCUUCCGAAUAACGUGUUGCAGAACCACAUUCGUCAAUGUCCGAAGCUGGUGCAGUUCGUAGAUCGCACGACGACAACGUACUUCUCAAAGGAAGGCUUUAAUAGUUUUACGACGACUGGCAAUGGUCAGCAGAAAAAUGCAACCGGCAGUCCAAAUGAUUCCAACUCCUCCUCCUCGUCCUCCUCAUCCGGUGGCGCAAAGUCGGACCAAAGUUCGAACAAGCAGGAGUUCCACACCGGCCAACAGCAAGACGCAGACGACGGGCCGAAGGAAAGGCGAAAGCGGUACAUUAUUUCCGGAUUGGUUGCAACGGUAGCUAUGGUUGGGUUUGCCGUACUGAAUGGUAUUUUAACGCUUCCUUAUGAAGACACUCAUGGACAUUUCAUCCAAUAUGAUGACCCAGGUGACUACGAGGAUGAUAAUUAAUUUAAACUAUGUUUUACACUGCCUUUGUUAUGCCUGCCGGGUACUAGUAUCAUUUCAAUAACGAUUGAAAUACACGUUCGGUGGAAGAGCGCACUAAGUCCUAGGGUUAUCUGCUC
Messenger RNA from Anopheles nili, 1193 nucleotides. Its product is annotated as metaxin-1 homolog. The coding region runs from base 10 to 1077 and encodes 355 amino acids. Lineage: Eukaryota; Metazoa; Arthropoda; Insecta; Diptera; Culicidae. The record is from RefSeq and is a predicted model, not a curated record. The transcript has 4 exons. Gene Ontology annotation, cellular component: SAM complex. Gene Ontology annotation, biological process: mitochondrion organization.